Molecule: messenger RNA, 2112 nt
Organism: Rotaria sp. Silwood1
Lineage: Eukaryota; Metazoa; Rotifera; Eurotatoria; Philodinida; Philodinidae
Source: the annotation of a GenBank genome assembly
AUGCUUGCAUGUUUAAAAGGACACAUAGAUGUGAUACGUAUGCUACUUCAUCGUUACAAACCUGAUCUUGAAGUACUAAAUAAUAUUGUCUUCGGAGAUGUAAAUUCAAGUCGACAAACAUUUUUCAAUGUUUCGGUGCUAUGGGUAGCGACAUCGGUCAACAAUUUUGAUAUAGUAAAAUUACUAGUCGAACAUGGCGCUAAUGUAAACCAUCGAACUAAAACAAAUUCAACACCACUGCGCGGUGCUUGUUACAAUGGUAAUGUGGAAAUGGCUCGUUAUUUGAUUGAACAUGGUGCUGAUGCACAUCUUGCCAAAGAAAACAAUGAUACAAAUCUAAUGGUCAGUGUAUGUCAUAAGCAUUUAAAUAUGGUUACUUAUCUUGUGGAUGAGUUGCAUUGUGACAUAAAUGAAUGUGAUAUUAAUGGUCGUUCGGCACUUUAUGAUGCUGUCACUUGUGGAUCGGUUGAAAUAACUGAGUUUCUACUCAAACAUGGAGCUCGCAACUUUCGGGCUGUUGUCGAUCAAAUGUCUCCGUUAAUGUGGGCAGCAGAAAGAAGGCGUUCAGAUCUUGUAGAUGUUAUUUCUCCUUACUGUUCACUACUUGAAAGGAUAGAAGCUCAAGAACUACUUGCUAGUGCUUUUAUCUGUGGUAGUCGUGAUGAUCAUGCUCCUGAUAAAUCGUUUAAACAUUUUUGCCAAGCGAUUCGAAAAGCUGUGUUAAGUGAUCUGCCGAGGAUGUUACAAAUAAUGGAUGAAGCUUUGGAAACUCCAACUAUUGAUGAUGAAAUGGAACAACGAUUAGAACGUUGGUUAGUCAAAUUUAAUAAUAAUUUACAGUUCAUAUUUUAUGUAGCUGAAGUUGAUCAUGGUUAUUUAGUUGGCUGGUGUCGUGGUGGACAAGCAAUUGAAUCUCAUAAAAUAGUUGAUCAUGAAACGUAUGAUUGUGAAAUACAUAAUAUAUUUCUUUGUAAACAAUAUCAACAUCGUGGUAUUGGUUAUGAAUUAUGGAAAAUUGUAUGGAAUGAUAUUCUUGUAUCGUUUCAGCCAAAGAAUUUCAUUGUUUGGUCAGUCGAUAAACAGCAAACACAUCAAUUUUAUUCAUCACUUGGAGGCGUACCGAAAGAAAAGAGAAAAUUUGAUGAAGAGUGUACUUUAACGGCAUUCGUUUGGCAUGAUCUGAGAUUUUUAUCAGUAAACAUGGUAUGGAACAAUAUUGGAGAUAGUAUUGAUGUUACACAAGUAUCAAAAUCGAUUGUUGACGAUCUUAAUCUUGUUUCAGAAAGAUUUAUCAUCUAUCUUCCACUUAUCUUUCUUAUCUUUGGCUUUAUUGGAUUCAUUGGAAAUAUUUUUACUUAUCAUCUUCAAGCUGAACUUCGUUCCAAUACUUGUUGUAUUUAUUCACUUUGUGGUUCAAUCAUUGAUAUUAUGAAUCUUUCUCUCAAUUCAUUUCCAAUGUAUCUCGCUGCCAAAUAUAAAAUUUAUAUACCAUGGUAUAUAUCAAGUAUAACAUGUAAACUUGAUGUUUUUCUUCUUGUAUUUCUUCCUCAUUUAUCAAUUCAUUUUUUGAUUAUGGCUAUUAUUGAUCGAUUUGCUUGUACUUGUAAACUUACAUCACCAUUACGUCGACUCAAUCAACUAAAAAUGGUACCAUGGAUAAUCACAAUUACAAUUAUUUUAAGUUGUCUUGCUUCGAUUUAUUCACCAAUUCUCUAUGAUCUUGUGAAUAAAUAUUCGUGUAUAUCUACAGAACCACAAUUGAAUAGUAUAUUGUAUAUUACACUCAGUGGUGUCAUGCAACCAGUAAUAAUGUUAAUAUUUGUUUUACUUACUUAUCAAAAUGUACAUCAAUGUCAUCGACGAGUAAGAAGUUAUAAACAAUGGUCAAUUCUUUUUUUUGUCUUCUCUCUAACGAACAAUUGUUGUUAUAUAAAUAAUGUUAAAUCAUUUUAUCUUUCACUAUUAACAUCUCAUUUAUUUCGUAAAACACUUAUAAAAGGUUUAAUUGAAAUAUUACCUCGACAUUUACGUUCACAAUAUCAAGUAUCACAAAUUCAACCUUCGAUGGCUACUAUUACUAGAAUAAGACCACGUGAUAUAUCCAAACGUUGA